Molecule: messenger RNA, 1086 nt
Organism: Diorhabda carinulata
Lineage: Eukaryota; Metazoa; Arthropoda; Insecta; Coleoptera; Chrysomelidae
Product: general transcription factor II-I repeat domain-containing protein 2A-like
Exons: 1
Coding region: 1-1086 (361 amino acids)
Source: RefSeq, a predicted model, not a curated record
AUGAGUGCAGUGAAGAAAUCUAAAACGUAUCAUUUUAAUAAGGAUUGGGAGGAAGAAUUUUUCUUUUGUAUGGUGAAAGAUAAGUGCAUUUGUGUUAUUUGUCGUGCGUCAGUUGCAAUACCUAAGCGUGGUAACUUAGAGAGGCAUCAUAAAACGGUUCAUAAAAACUAUCAAAAGGAUUUUCCGCCACAGAGUGAAUUAAGAAAACGAAAAUUAAGUGAUUUUAUAUCUUGUUUGAAAAAAGAACAACCCAUGUUCACAAGACCAGCCAAACAAUCAAAAGCUGCUACGAUAUUGGCGAAACACAAGAAACCAUUCGAAGAUGGAUCGGUGGUGAAGGAAGCAUUUAUUGAAGCGGGUGAGACUUUAUUUGGAAAUUUUAAAAAUAAAACAGAAAUCAUGUCUGCUAUUAGAGAACUUCAGUUAUCUCGUCCGACUGUCACAAGGCGUAUUGAAGUCAUGAGUCAGGACAUCGCAGAUAAACUAAAACAUGAUAUUAUGGAAUGUACAUACUUUUCUUUACAGUUCGACGAAUCCACCGAUAUGACAGACACUGCCCAGCUGUGUAUUUUUAUUCGGAUAGUAUUCAAUGACAUGUCGGCUAAGGAAGAAUUUUUGACAAUCAUUCCUCUGAAGGGGAAGACCCGUGGCGAAGAUAUAUAUGAAGUUUUCUUUAAUUUUGUAAAAAACUACGACAUACCAAUAUAUAAAUUAGUGUGCAUUACAACCGAUGGAGCACCAGCAAUGACUGGAAACAAAAACGGUUUUGUGGCAUUGUGUCGAGCUAAUGAAGAAUUCCCUUCAUUUUUUUCAUUCCAUUGCAUUAUAUAUCAACAAGUUUUGUGUUCCAAAGUUUUAAACACUGAGGAAAUUAUGGGCAUUGCAACAAAAAUUGUGAAUUCCAUCCGUGCACGUAGCUUGCAACGGCGGCUCUUUCAGUUGCAGUUGGAAGAUAGGGAGUCAGCUGAACACACUGAUUUAAUUCUUCACACAGACGUCAGGUGGUUGAGUCGCGGAAAGUUCCUACAAAGGUUUCAAGAAUUAUUGCCCGAAAUAACAGCUUCAACAUCCAAAGCCACUCUUUAG